Hydra vulgaris (swiftwater hydra) is the source of this 4781-nucleotide messenger RNA. RefSeq lists its product as uncharacterized. The record is from RefSeq and is a predicted model, not a curated record. NCBI's taxonomy places the organism in Eukaryota, Metazoa, Cnidaria, Hydrozoa, Anthoathecata, Hydridae. Gene Ontology annotation, biological process: lipid metabolic process. Gene Ontology annotation, molecular function: ADP binding; ATP hydrolysis activity.
ACGUGUUUUUAUUUUAAUAAAGUAUGCAUCAAAUAAACACGAGUGUCGAAAAAGGUUUUUACAAAUAAAUGUUUUAAUUUUUCAUCUCAUUUGGUUCAAUAAAGGCCAAUACUUUUCCUCCAUUUUGCAUGAUACAAUAUAGAUAUUGCUUGAUUUUAACUUCGAUUUCUGUUAGUGGGAUAUGUAGAUGUGAUACACAGUCACACUAAGAAGAAUUAUUACGAAGAGGUAUGAGUAAACAAAGAAGAAGUAUAUCUACUAAAACUAAUCGUUAUCCAAAUCAUCUAACACAUGGCUUACUUGCUAAACAUUGUGCAUCUGGAACAGAUUAUGAAGAAGGGAAUGCAAAAAUCAACCCAGGUGAUAAAGUUUUGGUGUCUUUAAAAAACUCACAACACUCAGUUUUUAAUGAGUUUCAUGGUGAAGUUUUUGAUAUAAAUGCUCACCUUAAGGAAUGGGAGGUAUUAGAAGUUAUAGAUCAAGCACAGACUGGGUAUUUAGGAAUAACCUAUGUUAAUGAACAUGAAAAGCAGUUAGUUUUGGCACAUAGAUCUACUAAUUUUUCACUUAGCUUAAUGGAAAAUCUUUUAAAACAGUCAGGUAUACAACAAGAUAUAGAAGGAGUGCUUAUGGGUAAUAUUUUGUUACAUCAAGCACAUGGCCAUUUUGCUACUGGUAAAGCCGUAAAUCUUAUCGAAACUACUCACAAAGAAUAUACAUUGACAUUUACUGGACAUUCACUUGGAGCGUGGUUAGCCAGUCUUAGCGUAUUUUAUUGCCAUGAUGAUUUUCACUAUGAGCAUGCACGAGCUAUCACAUUUGAUGGACCUGGUGCUUAUGAAAUGAUGGAAAGGAUGCGAUCAGGUGAUAUUAAAGGUGCUAGUACCGUUCAUAAGACCAAGUUAGAACAUUUAGAUAUAAUUUCUUAUCUAUCUGCUCCAAAUAUUGUUAAUUGUACCAAUAAGCAUGUAGGGACAGUGUAUAGGCUGUUUCCAAGUAAUAUAAAAGAUACAAUAAAAAAAGAAUUGACACAAAGUGGUGGUAAAAAAAUUCUAGAAUUUUUGACAAAAGAUAUUAUUGAUAGAAUACCAAAAGCAAUACUUGUAAAUUUUGGGCAUGAUGUAGACUAUAUAUUACCCCACUUUGAUCAAACUACAGGGAAACCUAAAGUAUGCAAAUUAAUAGAAAAAUGGCCUUCCAUUAUUUAUAAGGAUUUUGGUAACAAUUCUAGUAAUCUUAGUUUUUGGCCUGGUGUGGUAAAGGUUGGAGCAAGUUUGGCAAUACCUAUAGGGAUGCAGAUAAUAGAAACUGGCAUAAAAAUUGUUACUGGGGCAGUUCAAAGAGUUUUUAACUGCGAAAACACAACUCUAGAUAGUGUAGCACAUUUAGCAGUAGUCUAUUCCAAAGGAAAACUUGAUUUAAAUCAAUAUUGGCUUGUACAUGACCAUUUUGACAAAGAUUGCUGUUUUCAGGUAAACGUUAAAGAUUCAAUUGAUAAAUUCUUUUUGCAAUUUAAGGCUCAGUAUAAAGAGUCAGAUGCCGUUCCUUGGAAAAGCAAGAAAACUGGUACUAAAACUGAUAGACUUUUAAAAAUUUUACAAACGCAAACUGACACAACUAAGGAAGUACAAGAAAGGUUGUUAGUAGAUCUUGCAAAGAAAUAUAAAUACAGUGUGACCGAUAACUAUUUUACAGUUAAAGAAGAAUAUUGUAAUAGCUUUACUAUGGAUGAUAUUAGAGACAAGAUUGGAGAACUACUGCGUAGUGAUCCAUAUUUCGAGCAAUAUUUAAAUAAUAUUGGUAAACCGAGACUUAGCGGAAAUAUUGAAGAAGAAUCUCCUGCAGUAGCAGUAGAAACUGACGAAAUAGCAGAAUGGUCGGAAAGUCAUAAAGUUGUUAUAAUUAAAGGUAUGCCAGGCAUAGGGAAAACCUCAUUAGCCAAAGCAUAUGCUAGAGAUUUUAAAGAUGAGUUUACUACAAUAAUACUGUCUGCUAAUUCAUUUCGUGGGUUGGAAAAAUCUUUAAAAAAAUACAUAUCAAAUAGUUUAAAAGUUACUAGAAAUAAGGAACCUUUUAUAGAUGUUUUAAUUGAGCUUUUAAGUGAGACAAAACAACCAAUACUUUUUAUACUUGAUGACGUUAAAAAAUAUGCCGAUGUAUUAGAAUUUAUUGAAGGGUUCAGUAAUUUAACAAAUGUUAAGCUCAUUAUAACGACUCAACAUGAUAAAUUAGGAGUUAAUGCGCCAGAAAUAUCAGUAGACUAUUUAUCUGAUGGCGUUGCAAGAGCUAAUCUACGGAAGAAGGUACAGGAAAUCCUAACGAAGUGUUUAACAGUAAAUGAGCAUGCUACAAGCAAUUCUGUAGAAAGACGUACAUGUGACCUAGUAAAGUUUCUCUCCUUUGUUAAAUCAGGCACUACUUCUAAGCAACAAUUAGUGAAUAGCUUAUCCUGUUGUGGUUCUCCGACUGAAGAAAUAAAAUUAGCUAUAGACAAGCUACUAAGCUUAUCCCUACUGACCAUAGACAAUGCUCAAUAUAUUAGUACAAAUAUAUUAGUGCAAGAUGUUGCCAUGGAACUCUCUAAAUACCAAUCUGGAGCAAAUUUUUUACAAUUUGUGUCUUUAUUUAAAUCAAGAAAUAUUUUAAUAAUAUCUAUACUUUCAAAGUUGUUAACUUAUGAACUUGUACAGAAAGUUGAUGAAAUAAAACAAUUAUUAUCAAGUUUAGAGGUACAAUAUAAGUAUAACAUGGCAAGUACUUUGACGUUACUACUAAAAGAAGCCCAAACAAGCUUACAAUCAGAGCAACGUCAGCAAAUUAUAAACGCUUUAAAAAAUUUAGAGCAUUUUAUGACAGAGAUAGAUACAGAACUACAAUCUUUGUUGACAUUUUUAACAAGCAGUUGGUCAGAUGCACAAAAGCAAGGGGAUGAAAAGGCAUUUUUAGUUAAUCAUGGCUCGAUAAUAAAAAUCUUCCUUAAGGCAUUUAGUCUUUUUAAGCAAGAUGCGCAGCAACUUUUCUCAUGUGAGAAGGUUGUCGAGGGUACUGAGCAUGUUCUCGUAAUAGGACCUACAGGGAGCGGUAAAAGUACUGUAAUUGACCAUCUUAUAGGAACAGCUUUAGAAUGUGUUAGGGUUGGUCGUAAUGGUGCACAAACAGAGAUAAGAGUAAUGCAAGUAGUAGACUAUUGUGCAUCAGGAACAGGAAGCAGUGCGGUGGCGGAGAUUGGCAAUAAUCCAAUAAGUUCACAAACCAAUUCUAUUACUCCAUAUUGUAAUAUCAAAAAUAGCAUCACAUAUUGGGAUUUUCCAGGUUUUUUCGAUAGUAGGGGAGAAUUGAAAAAGAUGCAACAUGCCUUUCUUACGCAAUCUUUUAGCAAAGUAGUACCAAAGUUUAAGAUACUUUUAGUUAUAGAAGUAGCAAUAAUAAAUACUAUUAGAGGUGAAGGUUUUAUAAAUUUGUUAAAUAGUUUAAGUCAAUUAUGUUCUGCAGACCAAAUUCAGGAUAGUUUAUCAUUACUAAUUACAAAAUGUGAUCCGUUUGAUCAAAAUUCUUUUGAUACACAAAAGCAAAUAGAUGAGGAACAAACUUUUUAUGUAAAAGAAACAUUUUCCAAUUUUUUAAAAGAACAUAAGGCAAGCCAGUGCACAAAUUUUUUAGAGUUACUUACACGUGAUAAUAUGAAAAAAAAAAUUGCAUUUUUUUUUAAAGUCACUACAAAAGGUCCAAUAACAAAAGAUUUUUUUCAAGGUUUAGAUUCUGCAGUAGAGGCAAGUCAGCCUGCAAAUAUAGACUUCCAUUUGAGUCUAGACGCUACAACAACUAAAAAAAUUACUAUCAUUUCACAUUUGUUAAAUUCCUAUGCUCAACAUAUUACUCAAAAGAGUGCUGAUACCCAAACUGCAGAAGUAAUAAAAAAAAUUCAACGAGACGGUUUUCAAAAAAAAGAUUUAUUUGAAAUCAAAAAAUUUUCAGUACCUAGCAUAAAUGAAAGACAAUUUAUUGAAGGAUUGAAACAUGAAACUUUAUUGAAUAAUAUAGUGACAACAUUGAAAUUUUUCCAUAUUUUAAAUCCCGUAUGUGCACCUAAUGUAGCGAGUUGGAUAGAACCAUUUACUAAGUUUAAUACUGAGUAUGAUAAACUAGUCCAAGAAAAUACUGGUGAUACAAAAACAGCUGGGGUUAUGCAAUUUAAAGCCCUGAUUCUAACAGCUUCGGAAGUGAAAAAAGCAUAUGGAAGCCCAAGACCAGAAAUCACUGCAGUAAAAGCUUAUUCCUACCUGUUUAUUGUAGAUCAAGAUUUAGAACUUCCUGGUAUAAAUUUAGCUAUUGCAAGUCUUAAAUGGAGAGUUAUUGGUGAUCGAAAGAUUAGUCUAAAAGGUGAUAGUACUGAAAGUCUUAUAGAUAGUAAACCUGUUAAAAAUAUAGAUUCUGGCAGUUUUUAUGGAUAUGCAAAACAAAUAAAAGGUGGGAAAAUUUUGUUUGAUUUAGAUGGAGUUGAUGGAGAAGGUGGUAAGUUUGAUCUUUCACAUCAAGACAAAGAGAUAGAAAAGAUAGAGAAAGACUUGGAAGUAUUAGAUGCUCAGAUCAAAGCAAUCACAAAAUUAAAAUCUCUCUACACGCAGGGGUUAGAAAAGCAGCUUGAGAAAUUAACGCAGAGAGAAAAUUGUUCCAGGGAAGCGAUAAAAGAUAUUGAAGUUGAAAUUGCAAAUCUAAAAAACAAACUUAGCAAUUCUUUGUCAGAGACUGAAAGAGAGGAAAGCGCAGCAAAUGUACAAUAA